Messenger RNA from Cetraspora pellucida, 140 nucleotides. The record is from the annotation of a GenBank genome assembly. Lineage: Eukaryota; Fungi; Glomeromycota; Glomeromycetes; Diversisporales; Gigasporaceae.
AUGCCAAGAAUCUCUAAAUGCAAACUUCAAUCACGCCAUGCAUAUCAAGCUUCAGCAAGUAAACAAAAGGCUAUUCAACGUGAAAAAUAUAUUUGUGAUAUCAAUCAAAUUUUAAUACAAACAGAUGAUGAUGAAUUAAG